UAAGCGGUGGAUCCAAUUACCCCCAUCAAUUUUAACUUUUACGAAAAGAUCAUUAGCCACACGAAUAAUUAACCCUUUGGAAAAAGGAGGUAAGUUUUUUUAAACAGAGGUAAACAAAAAAAUUGAUGAAAAACACUACCGAUCCCCAGUUACCAUUUCCCUCUCCCUUCCCUGUCCAAAUCGAUCCUCUAAACACUACUGCUCCUCUAUAGUCUAUAUAUCACCCCAAAACGAAUCAGACUCCCCAAAAAACACACAACCAAUCAACCAAAACAAAAAAAAAAAGCUCUCCUCUGCCUCUUCUUCCUCCAGUCGGCUCCCCGGACCAUCUCCGACCACCCAGAUCCAGUUCCCAGAAAUGGGUCACUCGGCCAACGGCAACGGCAGCGGCCCACUCAAGUUCCUCAUCUACGGCCGCACCGGCUGGAUCGGCGGCCUCCUGGGCAAAAUCUGCGAGUCUCAGGGCAUCGAUUACACCUACGGCUCCGGCAGGCUCGAGAACCGCACCUCCCUCGAGAACGACAUCGCCACCAUCAAGCCCACCCACGUCUUCAAUGCCGCCGGCGUCACCGGCCGCCCCAACGUCGACUGGUGCGAAUCCCACAAGGUCGAGACCAUCAGGACCAAUGUGGUCGGCACUCUGACGCUUGCCGAUGUCUGCCGGGACAAGGGCCUUGUCAUGAUUAAUUACGCCACCGGCUGUAUCUUCGAGUACGACGACAAGCACCCUCUUGGGUCGGGUAUUGGGUUCAAGGAAGAGGACACUCCUAAUUUCACCGGAUCUUACUACUCUAAGACCAAAGCUAUGGUGGAAGAUCUUCUCAAGAACUACGAGAACGUCUGCACAUUGCGAGUUAGAAUGCCGAUCUCAUCUGAUCUAAACAACCCCCGUAACUUCAUCACGAAGAUCGCUAGGUACGAGAAGGUGGUGAACAUUCCAAAUUCAAUGACCAUCUUGGACGAACUUCUCCCCAUCUCCAUUGAGAUGGCCAAGAGAAACCUCACCGGCAUAUGGAACUUCACCAACCCCGGAGUGGUGAGCCACAACGAGAUCUUGGAAAUGUACCGAGACUACAUCAACCCCAACUUCACGUGGAAGAACUUCAACCUCGAGGAGCAGGCCAAGGUGAUUGUCGCGCCCAGGAGCAACAACGAGAUGGACGGUGCGAAGUUGAAGAAGGAAUUCCCGGAAUUGUUGUCGAUUAAGGAGUCCCUUAUCAAGUACGUGUUCAAGCCGAACCAGAAGACCACUGCUGCUUGAUGAUCUCUGUCUGUAAAAGCCCCUGUAGCGCUUGAAUUGAAGGGACACACAGUCUGCUGUUUGCCCUUUUUACUUGUUUCUUUUUGCUGCCUGGUUUAUGUGUUGCUGAUUAAUUCUCCCUCUGCUGGUUUGCAUUAUCUCUAUCCAGGGGUGUAGAGAAACUUCUGUCGAAAUGAAAUUUGCAUUGUUGUGGCAUCUAUUUAUAACUGAAAAACGGAUGUUGUAUUUGUAAACUCUGUAUGAAUAAAAGAAAAGUCAGUCU
This is a messenger RNA of Linum trigynum, 1523 nucleotides long. NCBI's taxonomy places the organism in Eukaryota, Viridiplantae, Streptophyta, Magnoliopsida, Malpighiales, Linaceae. The record is from the annotation of a GenBank genome assembly.